AUGCAGAAGGCAUUAGUAAGCAUCCAGCACAUCGUCAGGCCAGACACGCAAGUUGUCGACGAAGAGGCUUUGCCGUACAAGGCACUCCAUGCGUUACAAUACAAAAGCAUGCUUCGCCUGCGCGUGGAGGGCGAGGCCCUCCACCCGCUGUGGAAUACAGUGAAAAAUGCUGCAAAACGGAGUAAUUUGCAGUCAGCCAUCUUACUUGGAAGCCUGAUGGCAAACUGCGCGCAUGGUCCCUACUUGAGCGGGGGCAACCAACUGAGCAAGCAGCGUGCGGCGCAACAACUUGCAGAGCAGCUCACGACAGCAGAGUUCAAUGCCCUUCGUGAAGACAUGAUGAUGGAUAGGGCAGGCGAAUCAGAGGAGUACGCAGGUGCCAUCCCAGAUUGCCCUGCAGAUAUCCCAAACCUCAAGAGCGUGGAGCACUUGGGCGUUUUUGUCUCUCAUGCUGACAUCUUGCUUCACGACUUGCGCCAGGGCCCACAGGCUAAGAAGUUGCGCAGUUCAGACCCAGCACCUUCAACCACGACCCCGGAAAGUGAUGGGGCAGCCAUGUCCGUUGAUGAGAAGAAGGGUGUAGCACACACCGAGGACAUGGCCAAGUACAAGACAUGGUUUGGGAGCCUGAUUGCGAUGUACCAGGUGGCUUUGGACUGGUCCUUGAACUCCCUCCUGCUGAAGAAAGUUCUUGACGAUGAUCUGUUGGACGAUUCUGACGAGGAAAUGGCGGACGCUGAAGCCGUGAAUCAGGCGCUGACAUUCCAAGAAUCUCAAAAAAUCAGCGUUCGUUUCAUGGUGCAUACGAAGUGUGAAAGUGUGGCUGAGCGCUUCACAGAGGGCGAUGUUGUGUUUGUCAAUUACGGUGAGGUUCCUCCUUGUGUUCAUGUUCGUUUGGUUGGGGCCCACAUUCACAACGACCUGUAUGUCAUCAUAACUCCAGAUCAUGAUGUGUAUGAAGAAAGGCUAUCAGACUUGAACCCGGACUUCACUGCCUACCACUAUGGGGGUCCAGGUCUGGGCGCGGCUGUUCCGGCGGGCAUCGACCCGAGGCAUGUCUACAGCUUCGGCGCGCUCACCGCUCAUGCAUCAGGCCCUGCGGCACCUCCUGUCGAUCCGAGAGUGUGGGUGGCUAUGGAAUCAAGGGGUGGCACUCGAUCUGGUGCCAUUGUGGUCCAGGCCGGUCAGGCGCUCCCCGCGGGAGCGGUUCAACUGGGGGACCGGGCCAUUGUCGACGUGGGCAACGGACAGCACCUCUGCCUGAAGCAGAUUGACGCGAACCUGGUGGGCAGCAUGGAGGCCGAGGACUUGCAUGUGUUGCCCCUCAGGUUUGAUCCCCAGGGUCAGCGAAGGGCCGAGUUUGCGGACAUGGUUGCCCUCAUGAAGCAGGUAGACAUGCCAGGUGGAAAGCUCCAGCUGGACGGUCCGCCGUCAGGGUUGGAAGUCAUGAAGUCCAUGGUUAUGCGAGGCCUCACCCCGGUCACGGACCACGAACACUGGGUCAGGACACAUGAAUUGGCAAAGGGGGACAGAAGUGUAUACGAGAUGGAAGUUAUCACUCGUGUUUUGGAGGCACUUUCCACUGUAGAUCAACUCAACCUCCCCAACCUCAAAGGCGCGGAACUUUUGAUCAGGCGAUGGCAGCUCAUUCGUGAAGCGCACCGGAUCUCACCGACAUCUCCCGACUACUCCGCGGCCGACGUGUUCAUGGGAUGGGCGUAUCGGCGUGGCGAUGGGGUGGAUCCGGGCCUGGCACGCUACGUGGCUGGAGAGCUUCGCGACCAGGCCUCUAUCGCAAAGGAGGCCCGGAAGGCCAAAGAGGAGAUGGAGCAGCGGAAGCGAACGGGCCGGCGUGAGCAAAACAUGGCAAAGACCAAUGAGGUGAUCAAUGCGGUCAACUCCAUGGCCGGGUUCAAGACCCCAGACGAUGGGCCGCCUUCUCAGAACCAAGCUGCCGCUCAAUCCAUUUUGUUGCGGCAGAUCAUUGACCUGCCUAGAUCGGAAGAUCAAGUGUUUCAGUGUGAGGCCAUCCGUGAGCUUCUGCUUGAGUGUCCGUCAAGCCCUUAUGUUUCAGGGGGAGAUGGGACAGGAGGUGUAAAAGCAUACCAGAGAGACCUUGUAUCGUUGCCUGAGUGUGGUGCCCAUCCUUUGGACGCCACUGAGCUCAUUGACGAGAAAGGGCGAGAAGUACUAGAGAGGUUUGAGAGCACCAUGUUUGUAGAGCGAGAGGCCAACAACAACAUCCAAAGGAUCCAACCCUACAUGGAUGAAACCCUUCGCUCCUCCGCUCAGGCUUACAACCAGUUCAUUGUGGACAUCUUCGAGAGGGGCAUGAUCAAUUUCUCCCGGACCGCUGUCAGUGUGAUCACUCCUUUCUUUGUAAGUAAGAAGAAUGGUAGAUUGCGCUUAGUGUUGGACUGCCGUGCUAGCAACCAGCUGUUUGCCGCUCCCCCUGACAUCGCCUUAGCGGCCGGCUACACCUUUGCUCAAUUGGAGGUUCCCCAGGGUGAGGUCCUUUAUACGGCCCAGAGUGACGUGAAAGAUUAUUUCUACAGUAUCGGUCUACCUCCAGGACUUCGUCCGUACUUUGCGCUUCCGGCGGUGCAGGCGAUUGACCUGGCAGGCCAGAUACCGAUCCUUGAGGGCAUCCAGGGUAGCAUAUAUCCAUGCAUGUGUGUUGUGCCCAUGGGGUGGAGUUGGUCCAUGUGGGUGGCACAGCGCAUUCAUCAGUACCAAGCUUCUGUUGCACUUCAGUGUGGACCGGAACAGGUGCUGGUGGAUGGACGCCCCCCACCGGACUUGUCGCGAGGCGAGCCCGUCUUGAUACCGUAUGCGGACAACAUGAACGUUUGUGGUAUUGACUCUGCUAGGGUACAACAUGCUAAGGAUUGUGUUGCCGAACGACUCAGGGAAGUUGGUUUCAGGGUUCACGAGGAGGUUCAAGCGACUACCCGCGCCCAGGCACUUGGCUUCAUCAUUGACGGUGAGAGGGGCCAGGUGCAGCCCGUUCCGGCUCGGCGGGACAAGGUCCGCUUAGCUUUGCUCUGGUUAGCUGGGACUGCCCAUUACAAAGCCCCAUACAGAUUGUGGCGCUCAGCGGCUGAUGAGUGCAAGAAUGCAGCUGCCCUCCUGCUAGUUUGUCAUUGUGAUCUCAGAUUGGAGUGGUGUCCUAACAUAACUGUCAGUGACGCAUCACUUUCGGGCACGGCUGUCUCGUCAUUGGAUUGCUCAGCUGAUAUGGUUAGGAAGAUUGGCAAGUGCCGAGAGAUGUGGCGAUUCAAGUCAAAAGAUCCUCUCAAUCGUGCUCGUGAUAUGGCCAUGUCGCUUGAUCCGUUCACUGACAUGAGCACGGUGCGUGACAUGACUGGGGAGGAGCUGGAUCCUUUCCAAUUGAACCUUUUGUUUGAACAUGUGCCUGCGGAGGUUGCUUGCAGCCCAGAGUGGAGACACCAGUUCGCAUGCCGCAUGCACAUGAAGGAGCACAUCACUGUACUAGAGGGACGUGGUUCCAUCCAAGCUAUCAGACACAAGCUACGUAGCAGGGCCAACUUCAAGAUGAAGCAUUUGCAUUUGGGGGACAAUUUGGGCAUGGUUCUGGCUUUCGAUAGGGGUCGUGCCAAAGCAGUUCCUCUCCUCAUGUGCUGCCGGCGUGCUGCUGCGUUCUGCGUUGCAACGUGUAGUGUUUUCACUCACCGCUGGGUUCCAUCAGAGUUCAACGCAGCGGAUGCCGGGUCGAGGCAGUGGGAAACGGCAUCCCCAAGGGAAGCCGGCAAAGCCACGGGCAAAAAGAUCCGGGAUGCCAUCAUGUACCCGGGCACAGCCAAUGAAAGCAUCCAAGAAACGAUCAACGAGAGGAUCAAAGGGACUCCCACCAAGCGCGCAGUGCGUGUGGCCCUCCAAGCCAACAGCGAGGCAGUCAGGGCAAACAAGCGUCAGAAGGUGGCGCCAAAUGCUGUUCCCCGAGCUCGGCAUCCAAAUCAAACGCUUCUGGAGAGGGCGGCGGUUGCUCCAAGGACCAGCGAGGAAUAUCGCCACAAAUUGGACCUUUUCAAGGCCUUCUGCGUUGCCCAGAAGUUGCCGCAGCGAAAGGCAGCCGACGUGGACUGGGCCUUGCUGCUCUUUGUAAACCAAGCUUUCCUGGAGGGCUGGGACGUCAGCGAAGGAGUGAAGACUGUAGCCGCAGUUACCGACUACAGGCCAGAACUUUGUGCACGGCACGCUCUCCCGCGAACUCGCAGAGCCAUGCAGGGAUGGCGCAACCUGGAUCCAGGAGUCACCAGACCGCCCCUAGCGUGGCCCCUGAUAGCACUGAUUGCGCUCCAGAUGGCCGAAAAUGGGAGGGUCUUCGAGUGCUUGGCUGUCCUGCUGAUGUUUGUGGCAUACCUCCGUCCCGGAGAAAUUUUCGGUCUAAGGCGGAGGGACCUCGUGAAGAGCGUCCUAUUGGGCCCAACGUGGGCCAUCAACUUGCACCCCUCCGAGGACAUGCAAACCUCAAAGACGGAUGUCAACAACGAGUCCAUCAUGCUAGACAGCAAGGAAGUUCUUUGGCUGGGUCCGGCUCUGGAGUGUGCAGGAACAGUGCUCAAUGGUCCUCUUCUACCCACCAGCUACUCGGACGCACUCCGGGGCAACAUGGGACAGGUUUCGCAACUACCGUUCCAUCCUCGAUGUGAAGCUGAGAGGCAGGUGGGCGUCGGACUCAAGCCUUCGCAGAUACGAACAGCAUGCCUUGGUUGCCCAACAGUUCGAGAAGCUCAAUGGGACAAUCAAAACGAAAGCAAGGGCUGCGCCCGAGUUGCUCAAACGCAUGGUCCUCGGACGUUGUGGCCUAAAAGAACACGGGUGAAGCCUUUCCUGGAGCUCUUUGCCGGUUGCGGGAACCUUUCCAAGGCAGGUGUUCUGUGCGGGGUACCAGCAGAACUGUGGGACAUUGAGUUCGGAGCAGAGUGUGACCUCCUUAAGCCAGACACUGUCUCGCGGCUCUGCCAGCGUAUCAUCAAUCAUGAGUUCGGCGCAGUCCAUCUGGGACUGCCCUGCAUCACGUGGAGCCGGGCACGCCGUGAUGAUGGUCGAGGCCCGGGACCCCUUCGUGAUGAUGACCAGUAUUUGUAUGGACUGCCGGGGCUGCCUGACGUUGACAGCCGCAAAGUGCGUGAAGGCAACCGCUUGCUGGAAGUCGCCAUACAAAUCCUGGAAGCAUGCAACCGUGCCAACGUACCAUGGUCACUUGAGAACCCGCAGUCGAGCCGGUUGUGGCUAACUCAAGAACUGCGUCGCCUGUUAAAAACUGGUGCCCGCAUGGUACAUUGCUCCUUUUGCAUGUAUGGCACGCCCUGGCGAAAGGCAACGACCUUCAUGGUGCGACAGUUUGAUCAGCUCCAGCUCCUCCAAUGCGGCGGCCCCUUUCACAAAUGUGAUCGGCUGGGAGGCCCACACAUUCCUCUCGCUGGCAAAGACCGUGACGGCCGCUGGAAGACACGAAUUGCGCAGCCCUACCCAGAGGCCUUGUGUAUGCACUACAUGCAGGGCUUGCUCCGCCAGUUGCAGUAG
Messenger RNA from Symbiodinium pilosum, 5550 nucleotides. The record is from the annotation of a GenBank genome assembly. NCBI's taxonomy places the organism in Eukaryota, Dinophyceae, Suessiales, Symbiodiniaceae.